Phytophthora sojae is the source of this 1663-nucleotide messenger RNA. RefSeq lists its product as hypothetical. The transcript has a single exon. The record is from RefSeq and is a predicted model, not a curated record. Gene Ontology annotation, molecular function: ATP binding; protein kinase activity. Lineage: Eukaryota; Oomycota; Peronosporomycetes; Peronosporales; Peronosporaceae. The coding region runs from base 1 to 1593 and encodes 530 amino acids. Gene Ontology annotation, biological process: protein phosphorylation.
AUGGCGCGCGGCUUGCGGCGGCACUUGGUCGACUCGGCCGCCUCCUCUUCGUCCUCCUCCUCCGAUGCCUCCGACUUCCCGUACGCCAUCGUCAUCGGCGCGGCCGUGGGGCUGCUGGCCGUGCUGCUCGUCGCCGCGGGGCUCUUCUUCUACUGCCGCGAGCGCCGGCGCAACAAGGCGCUGGCGCUCGAGCCGUACGUGAACCUGGCGCCCAACCCGCCAGCCAGCCAGCUCUCGCCGGGCAUCGCCACGGUCGCCAACCAGCACUCGGUGAACGCGGCGGCCACGAAGCUGCGGCUCACGGGCUCCAUGGACGCGCACGCGGGCUUCUACGUCAUGACGUCGCCCAUGAACACGAGCUCGCAGCCGCCGGCGGUGCUCAAGCCCACGGGCAGCCACAGCUCGUCCAGCAGACUGGACCAGCAGUCGACGUCGUUCCUGGCCAGCGACCCGUCCGUGCGGAAGGACGGGCAGAGCUUCGAGCGCAGCUUCGAUGACACAGUGGACCUCGACACCUUCGACACGUCGGCGCGCAGCCGGAUCAACUCGUUUGAGGCUCACGAGAGCUUCAGGAGGGCCAUGGGCUACAGUGACAGCAACAGUAGCAGCGCGCGCACAGCCAACAGCAACAACAACAACAACAAUGACUCGGCCUGGCCGAGUUCCGUACAUGGAGGGCUUUGGGACGAGCCCGCGAUUGUGGCGGCGCGCAUUCCGAUGGACAGGAUCGUCACGGGUGAGGUGAUCAGUCGUGGGGGCUUUGGAGAGGUGCUGCGCGGCACGUACAAGGAGCGAGAUGUGGCGAUCAAGAGGCUGCUGCCGGAAUCUAGAAAGGAUCUGGCCAAGAUUGAGGAGUUCCUGGCCGAAGUCAAGCUGCAGGCUGCGCUGGAGCAUGAACGGGUGGUGCGGUUUGUCGGUGUGGCGUGGGAUUCACUGACGGAUCUGUGUGUGGUGUCCGAGUUCAUGGACGGCGGCGACCUGCGCGCGCUGUUGAUCAAGUUUGACGAGGUGGACCACCGUCCUAUGGGCUUUGACGCAGAGAAGUGUCGUGUCGCUCUUGAUGUGGCUCACGCGCUCACGUACUUGCACUGCUUGGACCCGAUGGUGCUGCACCGCGACCUCAAGUCCAAGAACAUCCUGCUAGAUAGAAGUUGGCGCGCCAAGCUGACAGACUUUGGUGUGUCACGAGAACGCAGUGAUCGCACCAUGACGGCAGGCGUGGGCACGUCGCUGUGGAUGGCUCCGGAGGUGAUGCUGGGCGAGCGGUACGACGAGAAGGCGGAUCUGUUCUCGUUCGGCGUGGUGCUCAGCGAGUUGGACUCGCACAAACUCCCAUACGCAAGCGCCAAAAUCACGGAAACCGGUCGAGUCAUCCCAGACACAGCCAUCCUCCAGCUCGUGUCCAGUGGCAGACUCAGCGUGGAGUUCACCCCGCCUGCAUCUCCAGCUCUAGAAGCGAUGGUGCAUCUCGGUAAGGCGUGUGUGGCGUUUGAGCCGGACGCAAGACCCACAGCUUCACAGGCGUUGUACCAGAUGCAGCUCGUCAUGCGCGCCUUCGCCCAAGAAGAAGCCGAGGAAUCUUACGUAUUCUAAGGCGCUGUCAUGAACCUCUCUCUACGCCGGCUUACGCGCAGCCUCGUACUUCCCAGUCUCACGUAGUAUU